Molecule: messenger RNA, 1347 nt
Organism: Symbiodinium sp. CCMP2456
Lineage: Eukaryota; Dinophyceae; Suessiales; Symbiodiniaceae
Source: the annotation of a GenBank genome assembly
GUCCAGCUGGUGAAUGCACUCGCAGUUCCAUUUGGUACGGCUUUGUUGACCCUGUUGUCGCCUUAUGGACAUAUGACCGCGAGAACGCUGGGUGCGCUCGUGGUCACUUUGGCGGGAAGCGUCGUCUUCUUCCAAGGCGGCAGCCCUUCGAUCAAGUCUUCGGCCUUGUUUGCGACUACGCUCACCCCGGAAGAGUUGAAGGAAGAACAGGAUUGGAAGCAAGCAAACUUGGAGCGUACACAGAAGGAAGAGCAGGCAAAGAAGGAAGCAGAAGUGGAGCGCAAGCAGAGAGAGGAGGAGAAGCAGAAAUCGGCCGAAGAGCAAAAGCAACUUCGCAUGGAGCGCGAAGAGGCGAAGAAGAAAGCCGACGCUGAGAAACAGCGUCAGAGAGAGGAAGAGAGGCGCUUGAAGGAAGAGGCGAAGCAGAAGGCCCAGGCCGAGAAACAGCGGCUGCAGGAAGAACGCAAGGCAAAGAAGGAAGCCGAGCGAAAGGAGCGAGAAGAGGCGAAGAAGAAAGCCGAGGAAGAGCGAAAGAAGAAACAGGCAGCAUACGAGGCUCAGAAGAAGGAAGAGCAGAGGCUGGCCGUGGAAGAGAAGAAGCGAAAGCAGGCCGAAGAGAAGCUCCGUGCCGAGGCGGAACAGAAGCGAAAGCAGGAAGAGGCCCGGCAGAAGCAGGAGGUGAAGGCUCGAGAAGCAGAAGAAAGGAACAGACAGGAGCAAGAGAAGAAGGACGCCGAAGCCAAGAAGCGCGCCGAGGAGGCCGCGCAGCGUGCCGAAGCCGAAAGGCUGAAAAAGGAGGAACAGGAGAAAAUCGCUGCAGAGCAGAAGCGAAAGCAGGAGGAGGAAGCCCGGCAGAGGAAGGAAGCCGAAGCGCUGAAGAUCCAACAGGCCGAGGAAGCAAAGCGAAAGCAGGAAGCAGAGCAGAAGCAGAAGGAGGAAGCGGAGCGCCAGCGCAAGGAGGCGGAGGCGCGUCAGCGCCAGCAAGCAGAGGAGGAGCGCAAGCGCAAGGAGGAGGAAGAGAGAAAGCAAAAGGAAGAGCAGGAGAGGAGGCAGAAGGAAGAGCAGGAGAGGAAGCAGAAGGAGGAGCAGGAGCGAAAGCAGAAGGAGGAGCAAGAACGAUUGCAAAAGGAACAAGAGAGGCAGAGACAAGAGGAAGAGAGCCGGCGGAAGGCAGAAGAGGAGAGAAGGAAGCAGGAGCAAGAACAGAAGGUGAUGGCGGAAAGCAAGCCCCUCAGCGAAGAGGAGAAGCUCGCUGCCCAAGAGAAGGCAAAGCAAGAGGAGCAAAAGAGAUACUCGCGCCUGAGCUUCAAGUGGAAGAUGCAAGACGAGUCGCGGCUCAAGGAUGAG